Molecule: messenger RNA, 291 nt
Organism: Echinococcus granulosus
Lineage: Eukaryota; Metazoa; Platyhelminthes; Cestoda; Cyclophyllidea; Taeniidae
Exons: 2
Coding region: 1-291 (96 amino acids)
Source: RefSeq, a predicted model, not a curated record
AUGCGUGGCCAACCAAACAUUCGGACUGGACAUCUGUCUGCGACUAGUGGUGUGAAGAACCUCAAACAGUGUCGGAAAGUUGUUGACCCUACCACUACCAUCGCAUUGACCAGGCUCGACACAAUCUCCCUCGAUGCUGCUGAUGCCGGUGUUGCCUCUUACUCUGCCGAUGCCGAUGUGGAAGUCGACAACGACGUCCUCGACUUUCCAACCGAUGUUGAAUUGAACAGCUCAGCCAACAUUACCGGAACCAACGUCGCUCACUCAAGGCAAGUGUCCACUCAAAGCUGA